Molecule: messenger RNA, 5644 nt
Organism: Acipenser ruthenus (sterlet)
Lineage: Eukaryota; Metazoa; Chordata; Actinopteri; Acipenseriformes; Acipenseridae
Product: neuronal acetylcholine receptor subunit alpha-7-like
Exons: 10
Coding region: 40-1569 (509 amino acids)
Biological process (GO): signal transduction; chemical synaptic transmission; regulation of membrane potential
Cellular component (GO): postsynaptic membrane; neuron projection; synapse
Molecular function (GO): acetylcholine-gated monoatomic cation-selective channel activity; transmembrane signaling receptor activity
Source: RefSeq, a predicted model, not a curated record
CUUUCCUAAACAGAGACAGCUUGAGCUUGUUGUUGAAAAAUGCAGCCUCACAAGUUAUUUGGAUUACUUUACACAGGAGUUUACUUGUGGAUAUCGUUUUGCUUUAGGGAAUCCCACCAGGGUGAAUACCAAAGGAAACUCUACAGAGAGCUGCUGAAAAACUACAAUCGCCUAGAGCGUCCUGUGCUGAAUGACUCCCAGCCACUGCUUGUAGAAUUGGGGAUGACCUUGCUGCAAAUUAUUGAUGUGGAUGAAAAAAAUCAAGUGCUGGUGACAAAUGCUUGGUUGCAGUUGUAUUGGACUGACAUAUACCUUACCUGGAAUCAGUCUGAAUACCCAGGAGUUCAAAACUUGCGCUUCCCUUCUGACCAGAUUUGGGUUCCAGAUAUUCUUCUGUAUAAUAGUGCAGAUGAACGAUUUGAUGCAACCUUCCACACAAAUGUCCUUGUAAAUUCAUCUGGGGCAUGUCAGUACAUCCCACCAGGCAUUCUGAAGAGUACCUGCUAUAUUGAUGUCCGCUGGUUUCCCUUUGAUGUACAAAAGUGUGAUCUGAAAUUUGGUUCCUGGACACACAAUGGUUGGCUUCUUGAUCUCCAGAUGCUGGAAGUGGACAUUUCCACAUACAUUCCAAAUGGAGAAUGGGACUUAGUAGGUGUACCAGCAAAGAGGAACGAGCUGUAUUAUGAGUGCUGCAAGGAGCCCUAUCCUGAUGUGACUUUCACAGUAACAAUGCGCAGGCGUACUCUUUACUACGGUCUGAACCUUCUUAUCCCCUGUGUUCUCAUGUCAGGCCUGGCCUUACUAGUGUUUCUGUUGCCAGCUGACUCUGGAGAGAAGAUAUCACUAGGGAUUACUGUGCUACUUUCUUUAACAGUGUUUAUGCUUCUGGUAGCUGAGAUCAUGCCAGCAACAUCUGAUUCUGUUCCACUUAUAGCUCAGUACUUCGCAAGCACAAUGGUGAUUGUAGGCCUUUCUGUAGUAGUUACAGUGCUGGUGCUACAGUUCCAUCACCAUGACCCCCAUGGAGGAAAGAUGCCAAAGUGGAUACGAGUUGUGCUUCUAAACUGGUGUGCUUGGUUUUUACGGAUGAAGAAGCCUGGGGAAGAUAGAAAGCACCUCACGUACAAAUACAAUCCCCAUGUGCAGCAUUCCAGUGCCAGCAGUAUUGAGAUGAAUGUCAUACCUGGACAGCAAUCGACCAACGGGAACAUGAAUAUGUAUUUUGGCUACCAUGCUGUGGACAGCCCUUGUUGCCCCCCCAGCAGUGAUUCCGGGGUGAUGUGUGGAAGGACAACCAGCUCACCCACAGAGGACCAUCAAACCACCACCAGGACUCUCUCAGAAAACAUCCCAGAAAUUGCUAAAAUCCUGGAGGAAGUGAAUUACAUUGCUAGUCGCUUCAGAGAUCAGGAUGAAGCAGAAGCAAUCUGCAGUGAAUGGAAAUUUGCAGCUGCUGUUGUUGACAGAUUGUGUCUUGUGGCAUUUUCACUCUUCUCCAUUAUCUGCACUAUUACAAUAUUAAUGUCAGCCCCUAAUUUUAUAGAAGCUGUUUCCAAGGACUUUACAUAAUACAUGCAAACAAAAAAAAGUUUGUAAUCACAAGAAUUGAAAAAAGCGAACUAAUUGUAAAUAUACACAUUAUCAUAAAAUAUGAAUCAUGUUAACAAGGAAAUACUGCAGCUUCUGAAAAUUAGGGGAGUUUGCAAAUGAUCUGUCAAUGUGUGAAUCCCUUACUACACAAAUCAGGAUUAUCAAUACCAUAUUUAUUUAUUAUUUUCUGUGUGUAUUAAAGGGGAAGCUUCAAAAUGCUAUAAUUAAGGCUUAGGUUUUUAUUUAUUUCAUUUUUCGGUGCUUAUUUUUAGCUAUUUUCGAGUUGUGUAAAUUCGUGUAUGAAAUUAUUGUUUUCGGUUACUUUUCCAAAACGCUUGGGCAUUUUUUUCUGUCAAAAUAUGUAUAGUAGUAACUCGUGUGUUUCAUUGGCUGUUGUUUGUAUCUGAGGUGUUUUAUCGGUUAAAACCGAAAACCAGAUCCCCUAACUAUAGUGCAUUCAAGACCACUUGUACUUCUUGGUAAAUUUGCUUGAUCAAAAACUGUGCUUGAGAUUCGCUUUACUCCUCUUAAAGUCUCCAUGUUUCCCACUUCACAAGCUUUCAUUUGAUUGUUACAGCACUGCUGGUGGUGUUUUACAUUGCUGUGCAGGAGAUGCUGGUUCUUUGCUAUGUAGAGGGCUUUUAUAGCCAAAUUCAAGCCAAGCUCAUUAUUGUAAUGUAAAAAUGUCUCCUUGAGCCAGGAUACUAUGAUGAAUAAGUCAACAUUUUAGUUAACAUUAUAGCUGCUGAAAACACUGAUCUAACUAACAAAUGUGUUGGGAUUGUUUUAGGGAGACAAGAAUUAUGUUGUGUGGAAAUGAUUACUGUCUCACAUUGUAGCUGGGAGGUGGAAAGCAAACUUAGAGGACACAGACAAAAUUAAAUGAGACAGUUAAAAUAUACUGGAUACUGUAUAAAGGAUACAUAUAAAGGAUACUGACCAUUUCUUUAUGAUAGGGAAUUAUUGGAAGAUAACUGGGCAGUUCAUGAAGUUUUACCUUUAAUACUAAAACUGUAAGCAUAAAACCACAAUCUUUAUUCUUUAUUUUAUGGACUUUGAGGGUGUUCAAAUUUGUAAGGAGAUUUGUGUAUCAAUAGCACUUUUAUGUGUUUUGUACAGUACUUUCCACAUACCUUGUUGACAAGAGGAAAACUGUUUUGAAGACAUUUCUUCAUCAUUGUUGAUGAGCUUACUGCUUGCUUUGGGGGAGUUUGACAGCCACCCCUUGUAGAGGUGAUUAAAUAUGGUUGUAAUUAAUUAAUAAGAUCUUAUUUUUUUUUUUUCAGUGAUGUUUUGCCAAAUGAGUAACUCUUACUAAACAUUUAAAGUAGCUUUGCUCCUGUGAUAUUAUUAUGGAAUUUUUUUUUUGCCUUUUUUUUAUUUUUUAAACUUUUAUUAACCAAUACUCCAUGUGUAGAUGCUUAGUAUGGCACCCUUAUAUCAGUCAGGUAAUGAUUAUUAUCUCAGCUUGUAUUGUGCAAUCGCUCUGUGUGCUCGUAUCUAACCUAGUUUCUGUUUUGAAAAAUUGUAUGGACAAUUUUAAAUUGGGUUUCCCACGGUAUAUGGGAUUUUGAAAUGAUUGUUUCAUAACUUCAGUAACGUCAUCAUUUUAAACUAAAUAUGAAACUAAAUGUAUUGGUUGAAAAUUAAUGUUUUGGCAAAAGCAUUACAGUUCCUUUAAUAUUGCAAAUUAGCUUUUUCAUGCUUAACUAUUCUACAAAAGACCACAACACUAUAGGGAACCCACAACCUACCAUUUUAAAAUAGUAGGUUGUGUGGGAGGUACAGUCUGUGUCAUUUUAUCGGGAUGCAAAAUUAAUCACAGUUUUUUUCUACAUGAAAUGAAAAAGAAUGAAGGCACAUCUUAUCACAAGGCGAGGCACCUGCGAUGUUGACACAGCAACUUUCUUUGCAACAGCAGUCUGAGAAGCCACAGGAGACUCCAGCUCCUUCAAGAGUUCAACGUGGUUUACGCAAUUUACACAUCACAGCAUAAUCACGUACUCACUGCACUGAGUACGUGUCUUGCACUGAAAAGCAAUCUCCAUUCAUCUUGAAAAUACUGUAUCCCAAUUAAACGAAGGGAUGGCCCAAUUAAACAAUAUAAAUAGCAUUGGGAAGAACCGUCACCCAGAGUUGUAUCCCAUUUAAGCAGAAAUCCUGAUUAUCAGUAUCCUGAUUAGGCAGCACCAACUGUACUUAAUGUUAGAAUGAGCUAAGCAGACCGAAAAGAUAUAGCUUUUUAACUUACAUAGCACACAGUAUGGAUCAUAACAUUAAUCUGUGCCGUCAAAUGAUCUAAUGCGUUUGGAAACAAAAGUUUAUCGGGUGAGAACAGAACUAUUUACAUCACAAUAUUAUAAAAAAAAAAAAAAAAAAACACACACUCCCAAUGUACCGUACGUUUUGAAAAUUCUAACUUGUACAAAAACUUAGCAGAAGGGGUUGCAUGGCAACACAGACGUUGUCAUGCCAACGACUACCUUCCCAAUACUGUCAGUCUAAUUGCACACACUGUAAUUAAACUAACUUCAUGCUUUUAGAAUACUUGCACAAGUUCCGAUGCAUACCUUUUUUUUUUUCUUUUUUCUUAAGGGUAAGCACAUAUGCUAUUAAACAUGAAGACUGCAAAUGCCGUUUGUAUGCGCAGCAAUACACAAACAUUAAAUACAGCACUUCACAAGUUUAGAAUUAUGAAUACAUUUCUCAGUUGUAAUUGAGAUACACAAAUGGCUUAUCAUGGAUCAAUUGAAUAACCCUACACACCUGUCUGUUUUCCUUUGCCUUCCUUCAGGCCUAUGUGCAAGAGCCUUCACAUUCUUCAUACGCAAUACUAAAGUUACACCAGUGCAGAACUUUACACGGACACUGCAUUGUCGCUUCAAAAACAGGGUUAGAAUAAGGUCAAGUCAGGUUUAGCAGUAUGAGUGUUGUGUGAGUAUUUUCAAUUGAAAAUUACUUUAGGAAAAAGGUCGCUAAAAUAAUUGUUUCCACAGUCUUUCCAUUUCAAAAGGAUAAUCAAGUUUACAUUAUAAGAUGAUGAAUCGUCCACUUGAACUCCGUUUCAGGCUAAACAGCACCGGUACAAUAUUUCAGGUGCAAGAUUAACUCCCUUAUAGUUAACUUUUUUCAGAUAAAACUACUCUCAAAUUCUCAAAUUCCAAGAUUAAAGUGUCAAGACUUAUGGAAUUAUUUUAUCACAGCAGAAAAAACAAAACAAAAAUUUAAGACCACAUUUUUAUAGUCCUAAUUUCCUUCUAUUGACUUUAAAGUAAAUCGAAUUUCACACUGCAGUUACAGAUUAUAGGCGCAAUCUGCCACACCAAACAAGUCAAACUUUACAUUACCUCACUAAUACUACCAACAGGAGCUGUCAAGGUAGUAUUUUUUUUUUUUAAAGAAAAAAAAUAGAGGAAAAACUGGGGGGUUCUUGUUACAUACAGUGGAAUGAAUGAAGCAUUUGGAAAAGUCCAAGGUAAAAGCUAAAGAGAGAGUCUGAAGUACUGUGGGAGUGUUCCAGUUCCAGAAUGUUCCCUUGUAAAAAGACCAUUUGCUAUGUAAGGCACAAGUACAUGCAAACCAUUGAAAUUUUUGCAGUGAUAUUGGAUGUAUCUAUGUUUACUUUGGUGUCUUUUAUAAAGUAGUCACACACAAAAUAAAGUACAUAAGUCAAAACACAAUAUAUCUAUCCUGUUUAUAAUAGAUAGCAAAUCAAUAUUGACUUGAAUACAGGUUUCAUAUGGGUUUCUGUAUGGUUGUAUGUAUGAAAUAUUAAUAUUUCUGCUGAUGUUUCUAAUGUAACCUCAGUACGUGUACUUCAGCAAAGUGUACUACCUUGAUUUAUUGCUGUACUGAACAUGUACAUGUCCUUGUUUUCAAUAUUCCUAUUGCAACGUGUCCAUUAUUGCAUUGUAUAUUUGUCAGAUGUGACAAAACAUCUUAAUGAAGUAGCCUCAGGUUAGUUUACAUUGUAAAAAUAGAUGGGUUCCUCAUUUUUAUUGAAAGUAUCUGUACAUAAUAGUUGUUCAGUGUUUUAUUAAAGGAUACAAGCACA